Molecule: messenger RNA, 1392 nt
Organism: Pyricularia pennisetigena
Lineage: Eukaryota; Fungi; Ascomycota; Sordariomycetes; Magnaporthales; Pyriculariaceae
Exons: 4
Coding region: 1-1392 (463 amino acids)
Source: RefSeq, a predicted model, not a curated record
AUGGUUUCUACCGUCGACAACAGCCAGCCCUUGAUGGCAGCCAAGUGUGACGACGAGCACGACCUUCCUGGUCCUGCUACCACCCCAGGCAAGAAGGGUCCCAUCAUCACGCUUAGACGUGUCCUCGCAGCCCUCAUUGUUCUCUUUUGCCUCCUGGGUACGGCGGGUGUGAUUGUGCUUGGCGUCAAGAUUGCUCAAGGCGAGAAAAAAUACGACAAUCUGUAUGAGGAGUUCACCAACCUGUCUGAGAAGUACGACAUCCUCUCGCGCGCUGAUCAUGCUCAAGGCCACGUCCUUGCUGCCCGUGACAUCUUCCAUGAGGAUCCUGCUCACACCCAUGGCGGCGCGAUCGCAGUUGCCUCUGACAACAUCGUCUCCGACAUGGCCACCGUGGGAACCACAAUCAUGGUCACUGUCACUCAAACCGAAGCUGCUCUUGUGGGCGCUACCUCGGCCGAUACGACUAUCUAUGAUGAAACCACUACUGUUGUCGUCACUGUCCCAACCCUGACAGUCACCGACACCACUACCACUGCUACCGUCACUACAACUGUUUACGCUUCCUCUCAGUCUCUCGUUUCGUACACCAAUCCCUUCGGGACCUCAGCCGUCGCCCCCAUUUCGGCGUCAGUCUCUGACGUCGGCAACUGUGUUCCUGUCACAGUUACCGUCUACUACCCCUCAGCCCCCUGGUCCAUCGGACUAGAGACUUCUGCCCUUACCAGCACCACUGAAAUCAGCUCCGUGGUACCUACGGUCGCCAUGACAGAGACCCCGAGCACUGUUAUUCCCACCAUUGUUACUCCCAGCGAGACGACCUCUGAGCUGGCCACCACUCCCACAACCACGGAGCCUACCGCGACUCCAGUCCAAGAAACCAGUGGCGUCUUGCCAAUCUCUGGCAGCCUUGCAUCCAUGUCCAAUGCCUGCAGCACCAAGACGGAGACCACCACCACCACAGCCUCCGCAGACCGCGGCCUCGAGACCAGCUCUGCACUUCCGCUCUCGACCGUAUCAGGCACCACCACUUGGACCUCUUAUUCGACCAUUGUCGUCACAGUCUCCAAACCGGCGGCCACCGGUCCCCAAGAGAUACCCCUCCCGCCGGCCCUGGCCACCAGCAGCAGCAUCGGCAGCAUCGGCAGCGUCACCUCGCUCAUUCUAGAGACGAGCUCCGUGGGUGUCCCAAUGUUCCGCAACAUCACCACCACCACCGUCAAGGGCACCGCCCGCAGCUUCUACAACUCGCCGCACCCAGCCCAGUCAACCUACGUGACUAGCGGCGGCGUCAAGCAGGCUGGUGCUGGUCUCGGUGGCAAUGGCAACGCCGGAUCCGGCGCCAUUCAUUACUGCGUUUUCAUGCUAAUCAGCUUCCUCUUGAUCGUUGUCUGA